Molecule: messenger RNA, 375 nt
Organism: Fraxinus pennsylvanica
Lineage: Eukaryota; Viridiplantae; Streptophyta; Magnoliopsida; Lamiales; Oleaceae
Source: the annotation of a GenBank genome assembly
AUGCCUAGGGUUCCUAGAUUACAAGAUGAGGAGGAUAAUGAUUGGAUUGAGAAUGGAUAUAAGGAUACUGAUGGGUCUCUUUCUGCAAUGAUAAUGAUGGACUUGAUUGUGGAAAAAAGGGUCCCAACCACGGUACUAAUGUUGGUGCAGAUGAAACUGGAAGAAUUCCUUUUACUUGCCAAUUUGAAGGCUUACUUGGGAGGUUCUUAUCCUACGUUUAGUUUGGUGCCGGUUGACACAAAAAAUUUCUUGUGGGAAAGAUUCCAGCAUGAGAAAUUAGGCAAGCCAACGUGUAUACCUUCGAAACAAAGGAGAAUGAGACUUCGUAGACAACAAGUCACGAAUUGUGUGGGUGUCCAAUCUUCACCUGACUAA